This is a messenger RNA of Sorex fumeus (smoky shrew), 1019 nucleotides long. RefSeq names its product prostaglandin E synthase 3 like (gene PTGES3L). Gene Ontology annotation, cellular component: cytosol; nucleus. Bases 214 to 681 code for a protein of 155 amino acids. Gene Ontology annotation, biological process: chaperone-mediated protein complex assembly; protein folding. The record is from RefSeq and is a predicted model, not a curated record. The transcript is spliced from 7 exons. NCBI's taxonomy places the organism in Eukaryota, Metazoa, Chordata, Mammalia, Eulipotyphla, Soricidae. Gene Ontology annotation, molecular function: protein-folding chaperone binding; Hsp90 protein binding.
CUCAAAAGUUUCAAGAUUUAUGCUCUCCUGAGUCUUUCGGGAGUGCGGAUCCAUUGACUGACUACCUUUCCCUCCUUCCAAGCACGCCUUCCUCCUUCCAUAUAAGGAGAAGCAGCUGCGGGGGGCGUACCCCAGGGUCUAAAGAUAGCGACCCAUGCGUCCCUCUGGCUCCAGCCUGCGGGCCAGCGGGCAGCCGGCGGCAGGGGAGCCGCCAUGGCAAGGCAGCAUGCCCCCACCUUGUGGUAUGACCGCCCUAAGUACGUGUACAUGGAGUUUUGUGUUGAGGACAGCACUGAUGUCCAGGUCCUCAUCGAAGACCAUCGCAUCGUGUUCAGCUGCAAGAAUGCAGACGGAGUGGAGCUGUACAAUGAGAUUGAGUUCUAUGCCAAGGUCAACUGCAAGGACUCACAGGAUAAGCGGUCUGGUCGCUCUAUUAGGUGCUUUGUGAGGAAGUGGAAGGAGAAGGUGGCCUGGCCCCGGCUCACCAAGGAGGACAACAAGCCAGUGUGGUUGUCUGUGGACUUCGAUAACUGGAGAGACUGGGAAGGAGAUGAAGAGGCAGAGCUCGCUCAGGUGGAACAUUAUGCAGAGCUUUUGAACAAGGUCAGCACCAAGAAACCUCCCCCUGCCAUGGACGACCUGGAUGAUGAUUCCGACAGCACUGGGGCAACAAGUAAUUAAUGUCUGGUGACCACAGAGACGAGCUGGAAAGGACCAGGAGGAAGCCGCCUAUUGUACAGUCACUCUGAUGCUCUAGCCUGGCUCUCUGCCAACUCUUUGACUAUGCUCCAGGGCCCACUGGGGUCGCGAGACUCAGAGAUGUGUGUGAAGGGUUCUCCUUCAUGAUGUGUUUGACUAUGGUUGGUGCAUAAGAGGAGCAGACUGGGGGUCUGUGACUCCCUACAGAUUGGCCAAGGCCUUGGGGCCACUCAGGGCUCACUUCUGGUUUUGGAGCCUGUAUAUGUGGUUACAUUUACAAGACAACCAAAGAAGCUGUACUUUGUCAGUGAAUGUCAAUA